This is a messenger RNA of Durotheca rogersii, 1112 nucleotides long. RefSeq lists its product as uncharacterized. The record is from RefSeq and is a predicted model, not a curated record. The coding region runs from base 158 to 973 and encodes 271 amino acids. The transcript is spliced from 3 exons. Lineage: Eukaryota; Fungi; Ascomycota; Sordariomycetes; Xylariales; Xylariaceae.
CCGGAGAAGAUUGAAUCCCGGCCGAGCCGCUGUCAGAGUCCCCGUCCUCUCUAGUCGUUGAUCGGGUUGAGAGAAUCGGGUCUUGCCUCGCCUCGCUUGAUUCUCCGUCGACUUUUACGUGUACAACCUUUUCGCUUUCCGAUACACUCGGAUCACCAUGCGUUCUCAGUUCUCCACCGUGGCCGUUCUGGCCUUAGCAUCUCUCGCCGACUGCUUGUUGCAACAGCCCGCGCAGGAACCUAUACCCGGUGCGGAUACCGUCCAUGGAUGCUACAAGUCGGUAGGCACGAUGACGUUGGCGGAGGUCUCGAAUCGAAACUCGAAGGGCCUGUGUGCUGGCCUGUGUCGCUCUCUUUCGAAACUUGUGGGCGCCACCAACGCGGACGACUGUUACUGUGGUGAUGAAUACCCUAACAAGGCCGAUUUGGUAGACGACAGCAAAUGUGCCGAACCAUGCCGUGGCAUUGACACAGAGGCUUGCGGUGGACUGAACGCAUAUACGGUAUACAAUAUUGGUAUCAGAGUGGUCGUCGGUGAGGCGGAGCUGCCUUCGUCGAGUUCCAGCGCGACGAGUACCCAGACAUCGACCACGACAAGCACAGCCCGAACUAGCACGUCUCCUCCCGCUCAAGCUACCACCACCCCGGUCGAAGAGCCCACCGAAAGUCCUAACGUCGCCGGUAUUGCCGCUGGUGCCGUUGUUGGUGUCGUCGGCGCAGCCGCUAUCGUUGGAGGAAUACUGUUCUGGAUGCGCCGCAAGAGGAACGCCGAGCUCGAAGAGGAGCACCGCCGAAACGCCGCCGUCAACGCCUUCAUCACCGGUGGUGGGAAACCUCCGAGCAGCAGCGGCGGCCUCUCCAUGUCCGAUUCCCGCCUCGACCCCGUCAUGAACCGACGAAUGAGCGACGGCAGCAUUGCUGACAACCAAGACUACUCGCGGAGAAUUUUGAGGGUAGGCGAACCGAUGGUCUAGCGCGCCUUUACGAUUUGCUAACACGACGGGUUGUGUAGGUUACCAAUGCUUGAAACCCUCCAUCGCUGAACUUACGAUGAACGACUUCCGCUUGUAAAAAAAGAAACCUUUUUAUUCCCCAUCGGCAUCGACGGCGUUU